GUCACUGUCAAGGAGUAUGAGUGAAGUCUUCAAUCAAAUCAAACAAACCAAAUAGUACCUACCUACCCUCAAUAAGAAUUAAAACUUUUAAAUUUUACUAAAUUUUCUAAUACAAAGUACCUAGUAAAAAUAAAAAUCAUAGGUACCAAUAUCGUGCCUAAUAUAAAUAGGAAUUUGCUUUAGUUUUAGAUGAGUUGUAGUUUUUUUUUAAUAUUUAGUUUUUCAAUGUAAAUGAGACGAAGAAAUGAAAAGUUUCCUGAUAAUGGAUUUGAGGCUUGGGGUGGUUAUAUGCAAGCAAAGAUUGCAAAAUUGGAACAGCAAUAUACGUCUCGAGCCAGAACUGAAUCAAAUGUAACCAAUAUCUUUAGUGGAGUGAGUAUUUACGUCAAUGGAUUUACUAUUCCAUCUUCUAAUGAGUUGAAGGCCCUUAUGGCUAAACAUGGCGGUGUGUACCAUACCUACCAAAGAAAUGAGGAUUAUAUUAUUGCUUCUAAUUUGCCUGAUACAAAGGUGAAGAAAAUGUCCUUAUCUAGAGUAGUAAAACCUGAAUGGAUUACAGACAGCAUAGCAUCAAACUGUUUGUUAGAUUAUAGAGAUUACUUGUUAUACAGAAACUCAAAAACACAACUUCAAUUAAACUUUGUUAAAUGUAAAAAUGAAAUCUUGAAGGACAAUGUUUCCCCCAGUUUGAACAAUAAUGAGACAUCUAAUAUUACUUUAAAAAUUGAUGAAGAAACCAUGAAAACAAAACUGAAAACAGAAGACCUAACUGAAGUAUCUAUACUGAGAAAUAAAAACAUAUCACCAUUGAAGGAAUCAAAAUCAGCCAAAUUGCAAACAACGGAUUUUAUAGGCAUUAAGAAUGAAAAUGUCAUUAAAACUGCAGCUGAUCCUAAUUUUAUCUCUGAAUUCUACAACAACUCUCGACUGCAUCACAUAUCGCAACUUGGUGCAUGUUUCAAGCAGCAUGUGAAUGAUUUGAGACAGCAAAGCAAAUUCGUAUUUCCUGCAAGAUCAGAGUUGAAAGAAAAAAUAUCAAUUACAGGAGAAACAAGUAACCUCUCGCCUCUCAUAUUUGAAAAAGGAAAGACUAUAAUGCACAUUGACAUGGACUGUUUCUUUGUGUCAGUGGGUUUGCGUAAUAGGCCUGAUCUUCGAGGCAAGCCCGUAGCAGUCACACAUUCUAAAGGAGGACAAGGAAGACCUAAAAGACCAGGUGUUGACAGAAAUGCUGAAUUUAAUCUUUACAGGCAAAAGCAGGCUAAAAGAAUUGGAAAAGCCAUUGGGAGACCUGAUGAAGAGAUAGUUUUUGAAAGUAGAGUUGACAACAUUGCUGAUGAAGAUGAUAAAUAUGGCUCUAUGAGUGAAAUAGCAUCCUGUUCUUAUGAGGCGCGAGUAAAAGGUAUAAGCAAUGGGAUGUUCAUGGGGGCAGCUUUAAGAUUAUGUCCAGACUUACAAACAUUACCAUAUGAUUUUGAUGGGUACAAAGAAGUUGCAUAUACAUUAUACAAUACCAUAGCUCAAUAUACUUUGGAUAUAGAAGCAGUAUCAUGUGAUGAAAUGUAUGUAGACUGUACAGACAUUUUGAAAGAAUUAGGAAUAAGUGCACAAGAUUUUGCAACAGUUCUAAGAGCAGAAAUUAAACAGAAAACUGGUUGCCCAUGUUCCACAGGGUUUGGAGGUAAUCGUCUGCAAGCGAGGCUGGCAACGAAGCGUGCUAAACCAGAUGGUCAAUUCUUUCUCACAGCUGAACUUGUGGAAGAUUUUAUGUUUGAUAUCAAGCUCAAAGAUUUGCCAGGUGUCGGCAGACAGACAAUGCAAAAAUUAGAAUCAUUAGGGCAUCAAUCUUGUGGAUCCCUACAAAGUUUAACAUUAGUAACUUUACAACAACAUUUAGGAAAUAAAACUGGUGCUCAAUUAUUUGAUCAGUGUAGAGGACGAGAUGAUAAUCCCCUGACAUUUGUCACUGUGAGGAAAUCUGUUUCAGCUGAAGUAAAUUACGGCAUCAGAUUCGAAAAUAAUGAACAGUGUGUGGAAUUCCUAAAACAACUUUCUGCUGAAGUGCAUUCAAGAAUGCAGCAAUUUAAAGUUUUAGGCAAAUGUAUAACUUUAAAACUUAUGGUGAGGGCAGAGAAUGCUCCAGUGGAAACAGCCAAAUUCAUGGGUCACGGCUUUUGUGAUGUUAUUAACAAAUCUACCUCAUUGAGCAAUGCAACUAAUGAUGUUGAAAUUAUAACUAGAGAAGUUAUAUCUCUUUGUAAAAAACAGAAUAUUGAUCCAAAGGAAAUGAGAGGAAUAGGGAUUCAAAUAAACAAAUUAGAAAUGAUAAGUUCAAACAAAAAUUCAAAAGGAGCAAUAAGUAAGUUUUUGUCUAAUACGAAAGUAAUAAAAACACAAACCAAACCUGAACCUAAAAGUGAACUACCAGUUAUAUCUGAAGUUAAUUCAAGACCUCAAACCCCUGUGAAAGCACCUGCUUCUCCAAGACAUAAAUCUCCAAUUCUGGGUUCAGUAAAGUCACCAAGUGGAAAACGAAGAGGCAGACCACCAAAGAGCUUUAAAACUCAGCAGUCUGCUUCUAAUAAUCUUAUGAGUAAAUUCCUUCAUGGACACAAUAAAACAAACGACACGCCUUAUAAGUGUCCUAUGAUAAAAGAGGUUGACAAUGUUGUUCCCAAACAAGAGAUGAAACAGGAACAUAAACAGGAUGGGCUAUUAGGACUUUCUUGGGAAAAAGUUCGCGAAUUACUUAGGGCAUGGCUUGAAAGUGGCCAGACCCCCUUGCCUUGCGACGUUGAAAUGAUUUCUGCAUACAUGAGAGAAAUGGUGAUAAAUAAGAACAUUGACAAAUUACAAAUACUUUUAAAUUUUCUUCGCCGCAGAACAUUAGAGAUGGCGUGUGAAACUUGGAGAAACGUGAAUGAGCAGAUCAUAGAACAAGUACAAAAUGCUAUGAUAGCUGUAUAUGGAAAGAAAUUAUAUAUAUGUAAUUAAGUGUAUAAAUCAAGAUUUUAUAAUUAAUAUUGAAAGGUUUUAUUUUAUUACGGUUUGUAUAGGUCUUUCUGAUUUGAAAACAAAAACAUUUUUUAAGAAUAAAAAUAAUACUAUUUUUUUCAUACAA
Molecule: messenger RNA, 3121 nt
Organism: Plodia interpunctella (Indianmeal moth)
Lineage: Eukaryota; Metazoa; Arthropoda; Insecta; Lepidoptera; Pyralidae
Gene: Rev1
Product: DNA polymerase Rev1
Exons: 1
Coding region: 232-2994 (920 amino acids)
Biological process (GO): error-free translesion synthesis; error-prone translesion synthesis
Cellular component (GO): nucleus
Molecular function (GO): damaged DNA binding; deoxycytidyl transferase activity; DNA-directed DNA polymerase activity
Source: RefSeq, a predicted model, not a curated record